Messenger RNA from Fusarium graminearum PH-1, 1219 nucleotides. RefSeq lists its product as uncharacterized. Gene Ontology annotation, molecular function: oxidoreductase activity. The record is from RefSeq and is a predicted model, not a curated record. The transcript has 2 exons. Bases 231 to 1094 code for a protein of 287 amino acids. Lineage: Eukaryota; Fungi; Ascomycota; Sordariomycetes; Hypocreales; Nectriaceae.
CGAGGCUCAGAGCUUGCCACGAACAUCAAAGGGGAAAUCGUUGCGUAUCGACUCUCAUCCUAUAAAGCUUACUGUCCUCCUUUGUUUUUUGUAAAAAGAUUCGCUCUGAAACCUAGUCCAAAUUGUUGUAGUAUAGAACAAACGCCUCCUUUUUACAACUUCAUUCCUUGUCUAUCCUUGUUUGACUUUAUUUAUUUAUUUCGACACCAUCAUCUACACAAAUAGACAUCAUGGCUGAGGCUCAAUUGAACGAUUUCCCUUCGCUCUUCUCCCUCAAGGGCAAAGUUGCUGUUGUCACUGGUGGUUCUCGCGGUCUAGGUCUUCACGCGGCUUCAGCAUUUCUACAAGCAGGCGCAUCAAAAGUCUUUAUCUCAUCCCGCAAGGCCUCCGCCUGUGAGGAAGCUUGCAAGGCUCUCAAUGCGCUCCCCAACCUUCAACCCGGCGCUGUCGCCAUCUCAGUCCCUGCCGACUCUGCCAAGUUCGAGGGCGUAGAGAGUCUGCUCGCGCAGGUCAAGAAGCACACUGAUCGCGUGGAUAUCCUCUUUGCCAACGCUGGCGCGACAUGGGGCGAGUCUUUCGAUACGCACCCCGACUCUGCCUUUGCCAAGGUCAUGGAUCUUAACGUCAAGGCUGUGUUCAACACGAUCCGCCUCUUCACACCACUUCUCGAGAAGAGCGCUACGAUCCAGGACCCCAGCCGCGUCCUCAUCACAGCUAGUGUUGCUGGUCUCGCUGUCGGCACCAUUGGAAAGCAGGGCACUUACGGUUACUCUGCCAGCAAGGCUGCUGUGCUGCAUCUCGGACGCAACCUGGCUAUGGAGUUGGGACCCCGACACAUCACCGUCAACUCAAUCUGCCCUGGCUUCUUCCCCAGCAAGAUGUCCAACGGACUUUUGGAGAUGUCGGGUGGUGCCGACCAGUUCGCCGCCGCCAACCCUAUGCGCAGACUUGGUCAGCCUGAGGAUAUUGCUGGUGUCGUUGUUUACCUGGCUAGUCGGGCUGGAGCUCACGUCAACGGUGAGACAGUCGCUAUUGAUGGUGGUGCCCUGUGGCAACGUGGGGAGCUCAUGAUUGCGGAGAAGGCCAAGCUAUAAGUGUGUCACGGUGAGCAGUUUAUGAUAAAGCCAACCAUUAAUUUACACGUUUCAAAUCGCAAUACAAUCUCAUGAUUUAAUUUAUUUUUGACUAUCUUUUUUGUUAUUCUUCAGGCGCCGACCGU